AUGGCGAUAACGACAUCAACGACGUCGUUUCCAACGUUUCUGUGCUCCUUCCAUUCACCCAUUCCUUUAGCCUCAAAAUCAUCUCUCUAUCGUCCCCAAUGGCGUAUACUAAAACCGGUUCACUACUCUUUCUGCUUCACCAAUUUGGUCUCUUCUGCAAAACCACUCGUUUUCAAUUCGAGAAGAACCCACUUGGGCUCCACAGGUCGGCGCGAACCAACAGAGUUAGCCACAUCCUCUUCCAACAAAGUGGAAGAUGACAAUCUCAGGAGAGUUCUUCAAAUUGGGUUGUGGGGUGCCGAGGUUGCCUAUGUUUUGUGGCUCUUCUUGCUUCCGUAUGCUCCUGGAGAUCCUGUAUGGGCCAUAAGUUCUGACACAGUCAACUCUCUUGUGGGUCUUUCUCUCAAUUUCUUUUUCAUCUUGCCUUUCACGAAUGUUGUUGGCAUUCGUCUGAUUGAUGCCCCAAUUCUUCAUCCUAUGUCAGAAGGACUAUUCAACUUUGUGAUUGGCUGGACAUUCAUGUUUGCUCCAUUACUAUUCACAGAUCAAAAGAGAGACAGAUACAAGGGGUCUCUUGAUGUACUCUGGGGCCUGCAAAUGUUCCUCACAAAUACAUUUUUGAUCCCAUACAUGGCAAUCCGAUUGAAUAAUGCUGAUGAUGAUAAUGUUCCAAUCAAAAGUUCAAAUUUGAGCUCUGUUAUGACAAAUGGUGCUCCAUUUGUUGGACUGAUUGGCGGUGGUGUUUGUCUUAUAUCUAUAAUUUGGGCUCUUUUUGGUCGAAUGGAUGCAAAUUUUGGUGGCAUAGUAGACAGACGGGAGUACUUGGUGGGUUAUCUUGGAUCAGAAAGGCUGGCUUAUGCCUUCAUAUGGGAUAUAUGUCUUUAUACGAUUUUCCAACCUUGGUUGAUUGGUGACAAUCUGCAGAAUGUUCAGCAAAAUAAGGUUGCAGUAGUGAAGUAUCUUAGAUAUGUACCAGUUGUUGGGUUAAUGGCCUAUCUUUUUUGCUUGGAGCAGAAAGAGGUUUAA
Molecule: messenger RNA, 1026 nt
Organism: Lathyrus sativus (Indian pea)
Lineage: Eukaryota; Viridiplantae; Streptophyta; Magnoliopsida; Fabales; Fabaceae
Source: the annotation of a GenBank genome assembly